Molecule: messenger RNA, 4254 nt
Organism: Cydia pomonella (codling moth)
Lineage: Eukaryota; Metazoa; Arthropoda; Insecta; Lepidoptera; Tortricidae
Gene: Wdfy2
Product: WD repeat and FYVE domain-containing protein 2
Exons: 9
Coding region: 161-1417 (418 amino acids)
Molecular function (GO): protein binding; metal ion binding
Source: RefSeq, a predicted model, not a curated record
GUUGGCGUUUAUUUUUUUUAUUAAUAUUAAUCCCAGUGAUAUUCGUUCGCUCCAAGAAUAACACCCCUAAACCGGAACGUCAAAAUAUAAUGACGUUAUUCUUUCUGUGUAAAGAGGUGGAUAGAAAUUCAUAUUUAUUUGUUGUUUAAUAUAAUUUAUAAUGGCUGCUGAAAUCAAGCCCGCACCCAGAACUCCUAACGACAGGUUUUCAACAACGAAGAAACCGGCCCUAUUGAGUAAAUUGGAAGGAUGUACAGACGAUGUCAACGCAGCGGUUGUUAUUCCUGGCGAGGAUGGAGUAAUUAGCGUUUGCGACGAUAAGACAGUCCGAGUAUGGCUAAAAAGAGACUCAGGCCAGUACUGGCCAAGUAUCUGCCAGUAUAUGCCCUCCGGCUGUACGUCCAUGUUCUACACACCUGAGACCCGUCAGCUCUUCAUUGGCCAGGAGAAUGGCACCGUCUCGGAGUUCACACUAGCUACAGAUUGUAAUAGAAUUAAUCCUACUCGCGAGUAUUUAGCGCACACGGCGCGAGUGACCGGAGUCCAGUUCUCGCUUGGCUGUGAGUGGGUGCUGUCGGUGAGCCGCGACAAGCUGUUCUCGUACCACUGCAGCGAGACUGGACGCAGGAUCGGCGGGUACUCAUUCGAGGCGUGGUGCACGGCCUUACAGUUCGACUCUCAAUCGAAAUACGCGUUCGUGGGCGAUUACAGCGGGCAGAUAACGAUGUUGAAGUUAGACAACAAUGGUGCCACACUCGUCACCACGCUUAAAGGACACACCGGGUCUGUGCGCGUGUUGAACUGGGCGCCGCAGCCGCAACUCCUCUUCAGCGGUUCUUUCGACCAGACCAUCAUAGUAUGGGACAUCGGAGGGCAGAAGGGCACUGCCUAUGAAUUACAGGGGCACAGCAACAAAGUAACGGGCCUCUGGUACGUCGGAAGCUGCACGCGCCUAGUCUCCGGCGGCGAGGACGGCGCCCUCGGCGUGUGGGAGAUGGGAGUGCGGCGCCGCGAGACCCCGGCGUGGCGGGAGGCGGACCUCUGCCAGCUGUGCCGGGCGCCUUUCAUAUGGAACGUGCGCGCCAUGAUGGAGAAGAAGCAGCUUGGGCUUCGCCAGCACCACUGCCGCUGGUGCGGCGCCGCAGUGUGCGCGACGUGCUCCCCGCACCGCCUGCCCCUGCCUGUCAUGGGCUUCGAGUUCCCGCAGCGCGUGUGCACCGCCUGCUACGAGACAUUACGACACGAACCCCGCGAGUCCCUCGCAUCGUUCCACGACAUGAAACACGCCGUGGCAUCGCUGUUCGUGGACGAGGCGACGGGGCGCAUGGUGACGGCGGGCAAGGACCGCGUCAUCAAGGUGUGGGACGUGUCCGCGCUGCUCGCGCCCGCGCCGCGCGCCGGCCCCAGCGACCAGUAGCCGUGAGUCGCCACUCUCAACUCUAACCGUAUACACCGAAAGUCGAAAUUCGUUUAUCUAUUCUUUAUGGAGAUGAACUUUCCACUUCGAUUUUCGCGGUAACGCUCUUAUUUGGCAACCGAUCCAUAUUUCUCUUUAUCAUAUACAGUUGUAAAUUUGGCUAAGGUUAGUACCAUCGCCCACACUGUUAACUGUCCAUCGGUGGACCUUGUUACAAAAGGCAUAAGGUCUACCGAUGGACAGUUGAGAUUGUUGCAGUUUGUAUGCAGUGAUUUUCCAGAUAUGAAAGAAGUGAUUGUAACGGGAAACUUAGUGUCCGAUUGAAACCAGAUUUUUUGUUGGAACCGAAUGUUCGGUUUUGCUCUAAUUUCAAAUAUGUUUUUUAUGCGAGCGGUUCGGCAGUUUUUUUAGCCGAAGCCAAACCUUCCGAACGUGAUUUUUAUGCCUAAUACCGGAACCGAAUCUUCGGUCGGACACUAAUGAAAACUUACCAAUAUGAGGAUCGCCAGAGUCAUACAUUAAGGGUUAAAUGUCACAUCGCUGGCGCAAUAUUACAGGGUUCUAUGUUAUAUUUUCAAGAUAGUUGAAAUUCGACUCAAUACUGUUCAAAUUUCAGUUCGAUAAAAGUGAAACAUAGAACUUUGUUAUAUUGGGCCAGCGACAUGGUACUAUGGCUUGUGUCUAUGGAUCGGUUGAAUAGUCGCAACAUGAAACGUCCUUCUCUAAUUAUUAAUAAUUAUCGAUUAAUUGUGACAUAAUCAAUGAAGGUUUUAUACAGCAUUACAUAGAUGGCGUCAUUAUCAAUUACUAAUCGCGAGUAAUUGCGAUACGGAUACGGACUGAGCGAUCAAACCAUUCGUAGUAAAUAAUGGGUCGUUAUAACUUGACAUUAAGCGACUGAUUCAUUAACAAACAAAUCCUGGUCCUGCAUUGUAAUCUGAACUUUAACACCUAGUUUUAAGAUCAUAAUUGCAUUGCACAUGACUAUGUAGUAGCUAGCGAAAUUAUGAACAGACCAUAUUUUUGUUCACCCACCUUAUUGUACAGUCGAGUUCAUAAAUAUGUAUAUAUUUCUUCACCUUAAUCCAUUGUAAUAAGGCGAAAAAAUUUACUCAUAUUUAUGAACUCGACAGUAAGUUUCAUAAAAAAUAUCAAACUCGCUAAACUGGAUAUUAAAAAUAUGUACAGUCGCCAUCACAUAUAUCGGAGCGGCCGAGGUGGUCACAAAUAUCUGAACACGCCUCUAUUGUCAAGGCGCUGGAGUGCCUGCUCAGAUGUUUUGGUGCACCUCGUUUCCGAUAUAUCUAUUGGCGGCUGUACUGAGAGUUGCUGAAACGUUGUUACACCUGUGUGAGCGAGAUAGUCUCUCAUUCGUCCCGCUCUUGCCGAGAGAAGCAAAAACAACAAGGCCCUAUUUUACUUUGCUGAAGGUUACCAUUUUGCAAGUCUUAAACUUAAACUUUGUAAGAUAGGGCCCUGUAUAUCGAGCAGCUAGUGAAAAUAGUGGUGGCGGUAUGGCUUAUUCUGACAAAAGCUUAAAUCUCUUAUGCAUCUGACAAUAGAUUCGUGGUUAGAUAUAUGUAUGAAUAUAUGUAAAUCUUUCAUACUUUCCACCACAUUUUCAUCCAGUGCUUAAGAUAAUUGGGGCCCGUUUCAUGAAAGCAUGUUACUUUUUAAGUAAGAACGCUAGGCGCGAAGAAAUGGUGGGUCAAUGUACGAAAUUCUUCUUGCAUAGCGUACUUACUUUAGCCAGAGCGAAUUUGAAAUAGAGGUAGAUUAUUUUGUAGCCACAGUAAAUUUACAGCCAUCUUUCGACACAUGAUUAAAACUUUUAGAACGCCAUUUGACUUUGAUCCUUAUUAUUUCACUGAUAUGUGUUAAUUUAGUUAAAAAUCAAAAAGUGGCGCCAUUAAAGGCCAAAAAUAUGGCGGCAUCGUGUCGAGCGAUGGCGUCACGACCUUUAGCCGAUGCCCGGUAAGAUAGCGCCACUUUUUGAUAUUUAACAAAUUUGACAUAUAUCAUUGAAAUAAUAAGGAUCAAAGUCAAAUGGCGUUCUAAAAGUUUUAAUCAUGUGUCGAAAGAUGGCAGCAAAUUUACUGUGGCUACAAAAUUUCCUUUGACAAUCCGCCUCUAUUUGAAAUUCUCUUUGCUUUAACACAUACUUUCAUGAAAUUAGUGUAAUUUAUAUCAAUGUAUAUUAAGUGUUCAUAGGCAGGUGGUUACUUCGAUUGUAAAAAUCGAUUAUAGCGUAGUUUAUGAAUAUAGAUAGAGCGUAUUUAUCGGGUUUGACUAGCGAAUCAACCCAAGGCUAGUUCAGUUUUUCGUUCUCUUUUCAACCAGUUAAGUGCGAAAGGGAUAGAACGAUAAACGCUAUACUAGCGCCGUUCGAAGGGAUAUUAAAUAUUUACCUUCUAGAAAUAAUGAAUUAAAUAUUUAUGGAAUUGUUUAUUGGAAUGAUUGUUUUAAAAUAUAUCUUAUUAAUGGUCCAACGAACGUUUCAAUGAGUUUUUGUCCAGCCUACUACUAAGACUGAUCCUUUCCCCUUCAGAGAUAAUUUGAUUACUAACUGCUUUUCUAAAGUUUUUUUUUUUAUCUAAAUUGUAACUUAAGUUUAUUUAUAUAAGGUUCACUUUCAAUUGAAGUAUGGAAAUCAGCUUCUUUGGAUACAUUCGUUUGUAAAAAUAUAAAACUGUUUAUUUUAAACUCCGUUAACUUCGGGAUGGCUAAGUACAUUUAAGGAAACUGAAUGGCAAUUAAUAUUGUUGAUGAAACACGGACAUUAUAUUUAAUUCCACCAAACAAUUGAAAACUAUUACAUAUCAAUGAAAUUUCGAAUA